Messenger RNA from Apus apus (common swift), 1269 nucleotides. Its product is annotated as forkhead box protein J1-like. Gene Ontology annotation, biological process: regulation of DNA-templated transcription. Gene Ontology annotation, molecular function: DNA-binding transcription factor activity; sequence-specific DNA binding. The record is from RefSeq and is a predicted model, not a curated record. Lineage: Eukaryota; Metazoa; Chordata; Aves; Apodiformes; Apodidae.
AUGGCUGAGGGGUGGCCCGACGACAACGGGAAGGGCAGGAAGAGGUGCUCGGCCAGCAUGGACAGCCUGCCCAGCCUCAUGUGGCUGACAGAAUUCUCCGUCAAAGGCACCCACAUGGCCAGGCCCCCGUGGAUCCCAGACCCCCUCGACCAUCCCAGGGCCCCCAGCUUUGCUGCCCCCUGCUCACCCCUGGCUGCUGACCCGGCAUGCAUGGGCGUGCCGCACACUCCCUGCCACCCCAUCUCCUCCUCCUCCUCCUCGAGGCCGGUGCAGCACACCAUGGCCACGUGCCCUCAGCUGGCGGAAGACAUGGACUGCAAGACCAACCCACACCUCAAGCCGCCGUACUCCUACGCCAGCCUCAUCUGCAUGGCAAUGGAAGCCAGUGGGAAGCCCAAAAUCACCCUCUCUGCCAUCUACCAAUGGAUAAUGGACAACUUCUGCUACUUCCAACAUGCCGAUCCUACCUGGCAGAACUCCAUCCGGCACAACCUCUCCUUGAACAAAUGCUUCAUCAGGGUGCCCCGGGAAAAGGAUGAGCCUGGGAAAGGAGGAUUUUAAGAUCCCCUGUACACCAACCAGCUCAAGGAGGGUGGCUUCAGAAAGUGGAGGAGGUCCCCAGGGCAGAUCCACCCAGCCUUCACAAAAACAGCCCAUCAAGAACCACAGUGUGAUGCCAGCCCAGCCUCUUCAGUUUGCACCCCCACUAACAUCCUCAGGGUCAGCAGAGAGUCGCAGCAGCUGCUGGAGGAGUUGGCAGAAACCACCAGCAGCCAGACCUGGGAUCCAGCUGAGGGCCAAGCAGAGCAGAGGCACCAGCAGCUCCCGCCCAACCAACCAGGCAAGGUGGCUCAGCUUUCCAACGCUGCCUUGCUGACCCAGGAAGAACAAGAGGAGCUGGGAUCCUUGAAAGGUGACUUGGACUGGGAAGACAUCUUCAACACCAACCUGAAUGCAGACUUGCCCACUUUUGGGGAUCUGGACCUUCUGCCUCCAACCAGCCCCACCAUGCACGACCCGGACUUGACGGCCCAUGGGCAGCAAAGCAGAGUCCAGUGGCAGGAGCAGGUCCUCACCGAAUCCCACCAGAACCUGGGCUGGGAUGAAACCUUCAUGGCUGCUGCUUUCCUGCAGAAUCCCUGGGACGAAGGGACAAACGAUUGCCUCAACAACACUGUCAACAUGGAGGAGGUGUUUGAAUGCAAUGAUGCCCCUUUGCCAGAGCAGGAAAAAGAAAAGGUCUAUAAAUUCAGCAAGUCUGCCUCUUGA